ACAGGCAGCGGCCGCGGCGGCAGCAGCAGCAGGUGGUGGUGGUGGCCAGCAAUCUCCGGAUAAUAAGAUAGUUCGGUAUCGUCGGCGGCGGCUAGAGCGACAACAUGACAAUCAAAAACAGUAUUCUUCCGGAAUAAGCAAGAACUUAAGCUCAACGGAGACGAUCGGUUGUUGGACGAGGAUGGUGCGGGAUAUACCUAGUGACGAUUAUAAGCAGGAGGCGUGGGAGGAUUACUGCCGCGGGUUGGCCGCGGGAGUUAACAUCCGUUGUAGUGGGGCGAAUUGUUGCCUUCAGUGGUCGGUCAUCUCAGGUGGGGUCACUUUUUGAUGGUGUGGCUAAGCUGGGACCUUGACGAAAGGCGGUACGUAAGGCUGAAGAUUGUCAAAUCGUCACAGCAAUUGACCAAUACGGCCAAGGACGAGAUUCAGAUUGAUGCGGAACGCCGAUCAGAAGCGAAACAAGACGGUGCACUGCUGAACGACUUCAGGAUAACGGGCAUCAAGGGGACGCACAUCUGUCUGGUGUUUGAAGAGUUGGGGCACAGCUUGCCGAAGUUUUUCCUGAAGAGCAACUACCGAGGAAUUCCACUGCCGAACGAAAAGUCCACCGUCCGGCAAGUGUUAGAGGGUCUCGAUUACCUCAUCCACACGGACAUCAAGCCGUAGAACGUGUUGCUGUACAAGGACGAUAGUUACAUUCGCAAAUUGGAGCAACCGCCAAACAGAGUUGAUCCGGCAGCAGCUGGAGCAUCAUCCCAGCUCGAGUUUGGGCCGCGACUGGGAAACGGUGACUGUCAAGAUUCUAAAAUGGACCAGGACACACCACAGUGACCGCGGAUUACCAGCGCCUGCUGCCGAACGGUGACCGACGAGGACGAAUCCGCUGCACCGCCCAGAAGCCUUCCAGCAACCCGUCGGCCCUGACCAGUCUGGACGCGUAUACUUCCAACAACAAUGACGACGUCCUCGGCAGCGAGAAGACAUCAUCCGCAGAUUCCCCAAAGCCUGUCACCACAGCUUCCGCAAUGCGCAUCCUCCACAGCCAAAAACCACCCUCGACAUCAGCGAGUCCAGGCGAAAAAUGUUGUCCCACGUUAUGGAACGUAAGGACCCUGCCUUGCACCCGGAUUACCUACGGGAUGAUAGCCUCGCCUGCACGAAAGGCACAACCGAAACAAAUCGUGCCCACCGUGAAACCUACGCCGGUUGCUGGAUGCUAGCCGAGAAGACUUAAUGCAGAACGUACAGUGAUGAAGAUCGCAACGACUAAACAGUUCAACUAAUUCUGCAGGAAACAUAAGACAUGACCAUUAAAAACACACACUUCUGGA
Culex quinquefasciatus (southern house mosquito) is the source of this 1331-nucleotide messenger RNA. Its product is annotated as SRSF protein kinase 1-like. Bases 328 to 666 code for a protein of 112 amino acids. NCBI's taxonomy places the organism in Eukaryota, Metazoa, Arthropoda, Insecta, Diptera, Culicidae. The record is from RefSeq and is a predicted model, not a curated record. The transcript is spliced from 2 exons. Gene Ontology annotation, biological process: spliceosomal complex assembly; regulation of mRNA processing.